Paramacrobiotus metropolitanus is the source of this 1426-nucleotide messenger RNA. RefSeq lists its product as uncharacterized. Lineage: Eukaryota; Metazoa; Tardigrada; Eutardigrada; Parachela; Macrobiotidae. Bases 110 to 1036 code for a protein of 308 amino acids. The record is from RefSeq and is a predicted model, not a curated record. The transcript is spliced from 2 exons. Gene Ontology annotation, biological process: protein phosphorylation. Gene Ontology annotation, molecular function: protein kinase activity; ATP binding.
UUGGCUGAAGAUAAAACAAGCUGCUGUGGCAAACUGGCAAUACUUACGCGUUCAUUGAGCCGUGCACAUUCAGUGUUGAUUAGUCAGAUAGUGUAUAAACGACAGUAUCAUGGCCAGCGAAGCAGUUCCAUUACCUCCGCAAAUCCCGUAUCGCUUAGCAGCAAAGCUUAGUCAUAGCGAAAGAGCCGAGGUCUGGCUGGCUCACCGCACGGACGGAAUUCGACCCGUAGAGAUCGCCGUGAAAGAAGUCUAUUUGGGUUCUAACCGGGAAAUUGCCCACGUGCGGGCCAACUCGAUGGACACCGAUUUAAGGCAUAUCCUUAGUUUCGCUCAUCCGAAUCUGGUGCGUCAUCUGGCACAGUACAAUCCUCCGGAGGCCGAACCGAAGAUUCUGCCGUAUUACAUCAUCAUUAUGGAAUAUUGUUCCGGCGGCGAUUUACAUGAGGCGUCUCAAUUCUACAUUCCCGCGCCACUUAUUCAGAAUUGGACACGGCAGAUUGUCGACGGUUUAGCCUAUCUGCACGCCCUGCACUUUGUCCACAGUGAAAUAACGGGUAAAAAUAUUCUGCUGAGCAGCACGGACUGGAACUCCUGCCAAAUGAAGAUUGCCAAUCUGGACACCACUCAGCGUUUCCAAAGCAAUAUGGCUCUGGCGAAGGAGAUGUCGAAGAGUGGAUACGAGGGCGCCUUCACGUCACCUGAGGGGCUCGUGAGCGGUAAUGUCAACCACAAGAGCGAUAUCUGGAGUUUGGGCUGUGUGCUGCUGGAGAUGAUCAGCGGAUCGCCGCGCUUCGUCAAGGAAGUCGACGGGAAACAGGUGGAAUCGCAAACGCACCUGAUGGCCAUGUACUACAUCGGUACCGGCGGGUUGCCGAAAAUACCGAAGCAACUGUCGCAUGAAUUGCGGGCGUUCGUCGUUUAUUUUCUGAAACGCGAUCCUGUAUUACGGCCAAUGGCAGCCGAACUCUCGUACACGAACUUUUUGACGCUGGAUAAUGUGUCGCAAUGGCCUGACUCGCGCCCGCUGCGAAAGUGAUGAAGAUUAGACUAGCGACCAGCCUAAUUCAGUUCUUAAUAAUAUUCACACGCGUAAUUAAGGUUACAAGCGGUGAUAAAAAGAAGAAUCGACAUAACAUGUACCUAUUACCUAGAUAUUUAAAAUAGCGUUAGCAAAGUUUCGGACAAUUCUUCACUAGUAUCACUACCCAGGUGCAAACAGCGUUAUUAACGGAAACCGUUUGCCCCAGGGUAUAAAGAUUUAGACUGCACUUGAUGAAACUUCCGUUGCGCGCUUUCCAGAACAGUGUUCUGCAUUAAUUCAUAUUACUUUGGCAGCCUGUGAUCUCUACCCAGUUUUCUGAAAGAACAUUUGUGCGCGCAACUUUCGGUUGAUGUGUUAUAAAAUUAAAGAGGGCCAAAGUGCUAC